Galleria mellonella (greater wax moth) is the source of this 1124-nucleotide messenger RNA. Its product is annotated as pair-rule protein odd-paired-like. NCBI's taxonomy places the organism in Eukaryota, Metazoa, Arthropoda, Insecta, Lepidoptera, Pyralidae. The record is from RefSeq and is a predicted model, not a curated record. The annotation marks the transcript as partial. Gene Ontology annotation, cellular component: nucleus. Gene Ontology annotation, molecular function: DNA-binding transcription factor activity, RNA polymerase II-specific; RNA polymerase II cis-regulatory region sequence-specific DNA binding. Gene Ontology annotation, biological process: regulation of transcription by RNA polymerase II; central nervous system development. The transcript has a single exon.
GUGAGAAGCCAUUCAAAUGUGAGUAUGCUGGCUGCGACCGAAGAUUUGCGAACUCAUCGGAUAGAAAAAAACAUUCGCAUGUCCACACGUCGGAUAAACCUUAUAACUGUCGCGUCCAUGGCUGCGAUAAGUCGUACACGCACCCAUCGUCUCUACGGAAACAUAUGAAGGUGCACGGUGCCACUGGGGACGCCUCGCCGCGGUACGACAGUGACGGAGACGAUUCCUCCUCGGCUGGCAGUGUUAGUGUAACAGCCGGUGCAGCCAGUCCUGUUGCUCCUCCUCCUCCACCAAUUACGUCAGGCCCAACGCACCACCCACACCAUCAUCCUUCUAUAGCAGAUAAAUUAGAAAGCCUAAACGAAAAGUACCUCAACCCACAUGACCAAAAACCAUACGAACGCCCACCGGCUCCACCUCAUCAACAUCAAUCUCCGCAUUUAACAAAUAUCGGAGGAAAUGGUGUAAUGGACAAUAAAAUAGGUUUCGGCGGUCACUGGAGCCAGUUCCAGCAGCCGGCGGCGACGAUGCCUCACGGUGUGCCCGAGUGGUGGUGCCCGACGCAAGAGUCGUAUCACCACCAUCAUUUGAUGCAUCACUCGGGCGCCGCGGCCGCCUAUUGACCGCACCGCGCUUAGAGAACUCUUCAUUCGACGGUUAGUUGACAUAAGAACCAAUGCAAAUUCCUAAUAGUCACUUGUAAGUAGGUAGGUUAAAAUAUUUCCGUUUUGUGUUUCAGUGUGAGAACGAAAUUGAUUGAACAAUGUACUUGUAAAUUAACGUGGAAUGAAAAGUUUUUUAAGCGCAACUCGAGUGCUUUUUUAGGAGUACAAUACGCUUAUUAAUUAGUUCAUUAACAUAGUCCGACCAGUAAAUCUUAUACAGCCGUCCGAUGUCUUAGUGAAUCCAGCCACAGUUCUGUCUAUUAAUAUUCAUAAAGACGAUUCAAAAUAUAUUAGGAAGUAAUUAUCAAGGAAAUUAUGCAAAACUUAAAGAUAACUAGUUACUGACUAUUACUGCUAGUUGGAUGUAAUAUUCACAACGCGACAUAUUUUAAUAAACAAAGUGUGUUCACAAGGUUUGGUUGUCGCUUUUGUAUCUUUUAUACCUUAAGGGAAUAAAAA